Anastrepha obliqua is the source of this 1290-nucleotide messenger RNA. Its product is annotated as odorant receptor 83a-like. Gene Ontology annotation, molecular function: olfactory receptor activity; odorant binding. NCBI's taxonomy places the organism in Eukaryota, Metazoa, Arthropoda, Insecta, Diptera, Tephritidae. Gene Ontology annotation, cellular component: plasma membrane. The coding region runs from base 1 to 1290 and encodes 429 amino acids. The record is from RefSeq and is a predicted model, not a curated record. The transcript is spliced from 6 exons. Gene Ontology annotation, biological process: detection of chemical stimulus involved in sensory perception of smell; sensory perception of smell.
AUGGAGUCAAGUCCAGUAAAAACUUCGCCACUCAAACAGUAUCCGCCCCACUCAAAUCAUCAAGGCCAUCCGCUCAAUGUGCAGCGCCGUGAUAUGUUUAGAUUCAUACGCUGGAAUUUUUGGUUUACCGCCAUGUAUCGUCUGCCACUCGAACGAUAUUUUCCAACUUGGCUCCGUCACGUGGCCAUCAUUUUAGAUUGGGCUUAUGAACUGUUUUUAUAUUUCACACUGCUACACAUCGACAUACUCUUUAUGUUCACUAUUUAUUUAAAUCAGGAAAAAGGUGACUUGGAGCUGAUAGUCAGUUGUAUGAUACAGACUGUUAUCUAUACGUGGGCGUUGGUCAUAAAAGUUUUCUUCAAGCGCAUACAAUCUAAACGUUUACAAAAUUUAAUGGAAUAUCUCAAUAAUGAGUCUCAAAUGCACUCAGCCGCUGGAUUCACCUAUGUCACAAUGGACGACACCGCCGCGCUGUCAAAUACAUGGAUUACUGUAUUUUUGAUUUGCUGUUAUGCUGGCGUCACAUUUUGGCUAGUUGUUCCAAUCUUAAAUAGAGAUCACAGUUUGCCACUAGCCUGCUGGUAUCCAAUCGAUUACAAGGUUCCAUAUAUUUAUGAAAUUGUUUACUUACUCCAAAUUAUUGGGCAACUACAAAUCGCUGGUGCUUUUGGCUGUACAAGCGCCUUCUAUCUGCUAGUUUCUGUGCUAAUAUCCGGUCAGUUCGAUAUCCUCAACUGCAGUCUCAAGAAUAUAUUAGCCACCACAUAUCUGUAUUUAGGAAAAUCCAAGGCAAAGCUUAUAGAACUGCGCGAAGCACAGCAAAUCGCCAACUGUGAGCUCAAUCAAUAUUAUAGCGCUAAAGAAUAUAUCACCGAUCUAGAUUGCCUUCCACAUUUGAUGGAUGUGAGAACUAUGAAACCCAAAAAUUUCCACGCCGCUUUCAAAAUGGCUUUCGUACCCUGUAUAAUGCAUCAUCGCUAUAUACUUGUCGGACUUCAUGAAUUGGAGAAGCUGUACAGCUUCGUUUGGUUCCUCAAAACAUUAGAAGUAACACUGCUGAUUUGCUUAGUCGCAUUUGCUUGGGUCAAGCGUAGCCCUUGGUACUUACAUUCUCGUGAGAUAAAAAACGAUGCUUUGUUUUUCAUACUGAAUGCUCAGCGACCAUUUCGAUUGACCGGCGGGAAGAUGUAUAACUUGAAUGUGGAAAAAUUUCGCAGCAUUUUAACUACUUCCUUUUCGAUUUUGACUAUUCUGCAAAAAAUGGAUCAGAGAGAAGCACAGUCAAAAUAA